AAAAGAGGAGGUCUUAAAGGCAAAGUCAGUCGAGUGUGCGUCUUCAAGUCUUCUCACUAUCUCUUUCACACGCCCACGCUUCUUCCGGAAAAAGAACAACAAAAACAGCGAUUUUGUUCACUACUUAAUGCAAACAUCUCCCAGUUGACGUAAGCUGUUUUUAGUACGACGGACGACAUUGCGGAAAUCCAUCAGAACUUCCACGGAACUGAAACCAGAAGCGGCGACCACAGGAGUGUAUUUGCUACGACAGCUGGAGAUUUUUGCAGUUGUUUCUUCGAGCAAAUAAUGUAUCAAAUAGUUAGAAAAAUGUUUUUUACGGUCGGCCACUGCGCAGCGGACGCGUCCAAAACCUACGAGGAGCUGUUUGCCAAACUCGACACGAACAAGGAUGGAAAAGUGGAUGUUUCGGAAUUGAAAGCAGGCCUGUCUGCAAUGGGCAUCCGUGCCGGGAAAGGAGCGGCUCAGAAAAUAAUUUCGUCAGGAGACCAGGACCAAGACGAAGGCCUCACUUUCAACGAAUUCUCCAAGUACCUGAAAGAACACGAAAAGAAGUUGCAACUGACCUUCAAGAGCUUAGACAAAAACAAUGAUGGUCAAAUAGACUUCAUGGAGAUCAAGCAGUCUCUUGCAGACCUUGGGCUGGAUAUCGGCAAGAAGGAAGCAGAGAAGAUCCUUCAGAGUAUGGAUGGAGAUGGCACCAUGACUGUGGACUGGAAUGAAUGGAGGGAGCAUUUCCUGUUGACCACAGCCACCAACCUUGAGGAGAUUGUCCGAUAUUGGAAACAUACGACGGUGCUGGACAUCGGCGACAGCCUCACCAUCCCAGAUGAGUUUACAGAAGAGGAGAAAACCACAGGUUUGUGGUGGAAGCAGCUGUCUGCGGGGGCCAUGGCAGGGGCAGUGUCCCGUACAGGUACUGCUCCCCUGGACAGAAUGAAAGUCUUCAUGCAGGUCCAUGCUUCCAAGAGCAACAAAAUUAACCUGGUUAGCGGUUUCAAGCAAAUGUUGAAAGAAGGCGGCUUGACGUCUUUAUGGCGAGGAAACGGUAUUAAUGUACUAAAGAUCGCCCCAGAAACUGCCAUUAAAUUCAUGGCCUACGAGAAGUAUAAGAAGAUGCUGUCCAGCGAACCUGGGAAGAUCAAGACACAUGAGAGGUUCAUUGCAGGAUCGCUUGCUGGAGCAACGGCACAAACGGCCAUCUACCCCAUGGAGGUGAUGAAGACUAGGCUAACCUUAAGGAAGACCGGGCAAUACUCUGGAAUGUUUGACUGUGCCAAAAAAAUUCUGAAAAGGGAAGGAGUUAAGGCAUUCUACAAGGGCUAUGUUCCUAAUAUUCUGGGCAUCAUUCCAUAUGCUGGGAUAGAUUUGGCCAUUUAUGAGAGCUUGAAGAAUGUGUGGUUGUCUCGCUAUGCCAAAGACACGGCCAACCCAGGUAUACUGGUGCUGCUGGGCUGUGGAACCAUCUCCAGUACUUGUGGCCAGCUGGCCAGUUACCCCUUGGCUCUGGUCCGCACCAGGAUGCAGGCACAAGCUUCUCUCGAGGGUGCAGAACAGUUGCACAUGAACCAAAUGGUGAAAAAGAUUCUAGAGAAAGAAGGAUUCUUUGGACUUUACCGUGGCAUCUUGCCUAAUUUCAUGAAGGUGCUGCCAGCUGUCAGCAUCAGCUAUGUGGUGUAUGAAUAUAUGCGGUCAGGCUUGGGUAUACAGAAGUAAGCGAAACAUGUGCUGUCAUUUUCAUGUCUGUCCGCAAACAAAUCGGGAAACUAUAAAAUGCAAACAUUGACUGUGCCACCAGAGGUGAGGUAUCCAACAUUUUAAAAUGGCACUUUAACCCUUGCAUAUUUGCUUUAAGGGGUGUCAAAUGAGUCAACUAUAAUAGUUAUUGUUCAAGUGAGUGGAAACAGGGUAACAAAAUUAUUCCUAAUCUCUACGCUAUUUAUCCCACAUGACAAUUUCAGAUUUCGGUAUAGAUUUUAGCAAGCAUCAUGCAAGUUGACACAGCUGAUUUGCUUUCGCGGGCCACAUAAAAUGACGUGGUGGGCUGGAUCUGGCCCCGGACCUCGAGUUUGACACCUGUGGUGCAACUGACAAUGCUACAUUUUAGGAUAACAACUGAAUUCAGAGUUGAUUCGCUAAUGUUUGUUUCUUCACUAAAACCCAACGGCAGCAAACAAAGACAGUGAUUCCGAUCCAUCCAUCUAUUUUCUUAACCAUUUGUCCUGAUUGGGCUCGCGGAUGAGCUGGAUCUUAUUCACACCCACAUUCGUGCCUGUGGACAAUGUUAACAUCCUCAAAAAUGUUAACAUACAAGUUUGUCAAAUAGGUUUCAAGCAAACUCCAAACUGGAAGGUCGGAGCUCAGGUUUCAUCCCUUCAGAAUUACGAGGCAGAUGUCCUUAAUCUCACUGCAUUGAUAUUCUGUCCACCAAAUUCAUAUACGGUAUUUUCACUUGAUUGAUACUCGCAAAAACACCAUAACAACUAGGAUCACAUGUGUGCCAUGAACCCUUGGGAAUUGGUAUAUUGGAGCUUGGGGGAUUCAUGCAAAUUGUCAUUACCUAUGUUACAGAAGGGCCAAGAAGAA
Hippocampus comes (tiger tail seahorse) is the source of this 2586-nucleotide messenger RNA. RefSeq names its product solute carrier family 25 member 24 (gene slc25a24). The record is from RefSeq and is a predicted model, not a curated record. Bases 289 to 1716 code for a protein of 475 amino acids. The transcript has 10 exons. Gene Ontology annotation, biological process: transmembrane transport. Gene Ontology annotation, molecular function: calcium ion binding. Gene Ontology annotation, cellular component: mitochondrial inner membrane. NCBI's taxonomy places the organism in Eukaryota, Metazoa, Chordata, Actinopteri, Syngnathiformes, Syngnathidae.